AUGUACAAGAAUGAAAGCAACUACGUCAUCGGUAAACUGGAAGCUGUCAUGGUUGUAUUCUUCGUGCGCGCCGGUCGAAGGGGAGGGUAUCUAGCGUCUGCGCUGCUAUCGGGUGGCAUGGCUUCAUUCCAAGCGGAAAUGGGCGGACAAAAGGGACUUUGGACCGAUGACAUUAUCACUGCCAAGAGGAUUUUACAAGGCAAAGAAGAAAUUGCUAAGUAG
This is a messenger RNA of Phytophthora nicotianae INRA-310, 222 nucleotides long. RefSeq lists its product as hypothetical. The transcript has 2 exons. Bases 1 to 222 code for a protein of 73 amino acids. The record is from RefSeq and is a predicted model, not a curated record. Lineage: Eukaryota; Oomycota; Peronosporomycetes; Peronosporales; Peronosporaceae.